Molecule: messenger RNA, 789 nt
Organism: Symbiodinium natans
Lineage: Eukaryota; Dinophyceae; Suessiales; Symbiodiniaceae
Source: the annotation of a GenBank genome assembly
AUGAUGGAGCGCCGCCAGACUACAAAUGGGCUCAAAACAUCGCGGGGCGAAGCAGGGAGAAAGCCUCCUACGCCACACUUUGUCUUGACAGGCGGCCCGGGCAGUGGCAAGACGACAGUAGCGAGAGAGAUGGGAGCUAUGCUCAAGCGUUUUGGUAUCCUGACGGCAGGAGAAGUCCAUACGGUUCAGCGUGGACAGUUGUGCGCAGAUGAUGCGCACAGGACUGUCCACACCAUCGUCAGAGAAUGGUUCGAGAAAGCCAAAGGUGGCAUUCUCUUCAUUGACGAGGCAGAAAGGCUCGUAAACGAGAAUCCCAAUCACUGUGGCAGGGAUGUUGCGGAGGAAAUCAUGUCGCAUCUCAACGAGGCUGAUGACACGGUAGUGAUCUUUGCAGGUUACGAGAAGGACAUGCGCAAGUUGUAUGCCGUCAACGAGGGUCUUGAACGCCGGAUCUACAUGGAAAUCCACUUAGCUGACUACGAGCCACGCGACUUGGUGGAGAUUUUCGAGCGAAAGGCACACGAAGAGGGUUACAAGCUUCGAUUCAACCUAACCUUCCUGCAAGAGAGCAUGAGCCAAAAGCAAGUGAAAAGUCUCAUUCCUCGUUACAAUGCUGGUCUGGUGGAUCAUCUCCUUUAUGCAGUCGAGACAGAGAUUUCGAGCCGGACCAAUGACACCCAGGCUGUCAUCAUGGAGAUCGAAAAGCAAGACAUUACAGAAGGGUUCAAAAAGAAGGUGGAUGAGUUGCAGCACAGGCCACACGGACAAACAAAGCUGUUCAGCCGCUAA